UCAGAUUUUUUUGCUGUCAAUUUUUAAUUCUGAGGUUAGGUUUUUGGUGGUUGAGGUAUAAGGUGACUUAACUUAAAAGUUAGGCUUGUUGACAAAUUAGUCUUUCUUAAAGCUAAUAAUUUGAUUAAUGCCUCCUUAAACUAUGUCGUUUUGGAUAUUUGGUUAAUUCAUGGCUCGUCAUAGUUGGUACUUGGUAGUCAGAGGAAAAGACAAGCACAAACAUUCAGAUUUUUGUACUUUUGUCUGAUCUCUUACAACAAAAGCACUGGUUUUUAUUUUCUUUUCAAAAAUGGGUUUUGUAAAAAAUGUUAAAUCUAAAGUUUUUCUAUAUACAAACUAUCUGUUUGGUGCUUGCAUAGGUGUGAGUUCAAAGUACAUGAGCUCAGAGGCAAAUGAUUCACAGAGCAUGGGAAGCAAAUGCUCUUCUGCGUCAAUCAGAACAAACCCUCGAACCGAAGGAGAGAUCUUGCAAUCUCCAAACCUCAAAAGUUUCAGUUUGGAUGAGCUCAAAUCAGCAACUAGGAAUUUCAGACAAGAUAGUGUUCUUGGCGAAGGUGGAUUCGGUUGCGUCUUUAAAGGAUGGAUUGAUGAGCAGUCUCUCGCUGCUUCUAAACCGGGAACCGGUAUGGUUAUUGCUGUCAAAAGACUUAACCAAGAUGGUUGGCAAGGUCAUCAGGAAUGGCUGGCUGAAGUGAAUUACUUGGGGCAGUUCUCUCAUCCUAAUCUUGUGAAACUUAUCGGUUAUUGCUUAGAGGAUGAGCAUCGUCUUCUUGUGUAUGAGUUCAUGCCUCGUGGAAGCUUAGAAAAUCAUUUAUUCAGAAGAGGUUCUUACUUCCAACCGUUAUCUUGGACUCUACGGUUGAAAGUUGCUCUUGGUGCUGCACAAGGCCUAGCUUUUCUCCACAACGCCGAGACUCAAGUCAUAUACCGUGACUUCAAAACUUCUAAUAUACUUAUUGAUGCGGACUACAAUGCCAAGCUUUCUGAUUUUGGAUUGGCUAAAGACGGUCCAACAGGUGAUAAAAGCCAUGUCUCUACAAGGAUCAUGGGUACUUACGGAUACGCAGCUCCUGAGUACCUUCUGACCGGUCAUUUAACAACCAAGAGUGAUGUCUAUAGCUACGGUGUUGUGCUUUUGGAGAUACUGUCUGGACUUAGAGUGGUUGACAAGAACCGUCCACCGGGAGAGCAAAAACUGGUGGAUUGGGCUAAACCUUUACUUGCAAACAAGAGGAAGCUAUUCAAAGUUAUCGAUAACCGUCUCCACGAUCAGUACUCAAUGGAAGAAGUAUGUAAAGUAGCUACUCUAGCGCUGAGAUGCCUCACAACAGAGAUAAAGAUGAGGCCAAACAUGAACGAGGUUGUUGCUCACCUCCAACACAUCCAAGCUUUGCAUGAAGCAGGAGGAGGCAAUAACAUUGAUAAGGAGGAUAAAAGAAUGCGUAGGAGAAGCGAUAGUGUUCUCCUCCUCAGCCAGAAACCAAAUGAAGGUUUUGCUCGGCAAACAGCUGCUUAUCCACGUCCCUCUGCUUCACAUCUGUUUGCUUGAGGAAGAGACAAUGAUGUUAUGUUCUGUUUAGUUCAGAAGAUGUACAGUUUUGCUUCUGCUUAUGUACUGAGAGGAUUGUUGUAGUGCGAGAAGUGAGUAACAUAAGAGUAUAAAUGAUCUAUCAUAUCAUGUCUUUCAACUUCAAGCUUUGUUAUAUGCAAGACUAGGCCUGGAUGUUUUUACCCCA
Molecule: messenger RNA, 1736 nt
Organism: Brassica napus (rape)
Lineage: Eukaryota; Viridiplantae; Streptophyta; Magnoliopsida; Brassicales; Brassicaceae
Product: probable serine/threonine-protein kinase PBL10
Exons: 5
Coding region: 290-1549 (419 amino acids)
Biological process (GO): protein phosphorylation
Molecular function (GO): protein kinase activity; ATP binding
Source: RefSeq, a predicted model, not a curated record